GGAUUCCACGGCCGAGCCUCGUCCUACUACUAUGUGCGACAACAAGACUCUGGCACGGUGCUCAGGCGCUUCCCCGGAUGGCUCUUUCCUGCUUUUGGUAGCGCAGGCACAGAAAAGUGUAACUCCUCUCCAUUCUCUCCCCCCCUUUCCACCUCGCCCCCCACUCCCCCCUCCCCCCAGGAAUCCUCCCCACCUUUCUGUUCCGUCGCCUCGACAGAUCUCUCCAGCCCUCCCCCCGCUCCCCAAUCCGAAGCGGCGGCGAGCUCGCGCCGGCGGAGAUCCGCCGCCUGAACCGGGUUUUCAUAGUUUCAACAAUCCUGCCGGAAUGAUGUUUUAGCAUGAUUAUAGAAGUGAAGCCUUGUAAAUGUAGAUUCUGAAGCUCUGUCAUUGCUACACACACACCUGGAUCAUGGCACCACGCAACAGAACUUCAUCUAGAAGGCCUCUCUGGGUCAUCGUCUUGAUUGCUUUUGUCUGUGCGAUAGUCACUGGAGCUUAUCUUUAUAAACCCCAACAUUACACUGGUUGCUACUUGUCCAAUUCCUGUGGUUCUCAGCCUCCUCUAGAACCUGUGAGAGUAUAUACUGAUGAUGAGAUAGCUGCUCGUGCUGUAAUGCGAGACCUUGUUCUGUCACAGCCUGUUCAGUCAAAGAAUCCGAAGAUUGCUUUCAUGUUCUUGACACCCAGUUCAUUGCCUUUUGAGAAGCUUUGGGAAAAGUUCUUCAUGGGACAUGAAGACCGAUACACAAUAUAUGUGCAUGCAUCAAGAGAAAAGACAGUUCAUGCAAGUCCAAUAUUCGCCGGCAGGGAUAUUCGGAGUGAAAAGGUGGUCUGGGGUACAGUUACUAUGAUUGAUGCAGAGAGGAGGCUCUUGGCAAAUGCACUGCAAGAUGCUGAUAACCAGCAUUUUGUUUUGCUGUCUGAGAGUUGUGUACCACUGCAUAACUUCGAUUAUGUAUAUAGUUAUCUCAUGGAAACAAACAUCAGCUUUGUUGACUCUUUCGAUGAUCCUGGUCCACAUGGAGCAGGUAGAUACUCUGAGCAUAUGUUACCUGAAAUCAUCAAGAGGGAUUGGAGAAAGGGUGCACAGUGGUUCACGGUGAAACGGCAGCAUGCAGUUCUUAUACUUGUUGACACUCUUUACUAUGGAAAGUUCAAACGUUACUGUAAGCCUGGAAAUGAAUAUCAUAACUGCUAUUCUGAUGAGCACUAUCUGCCAACCUUAUUUAACAUGGUUGAUCCAACCGGAAUCGCGAACUGGUCAGUGACACGUGUUGAUUGGUCUGAAGGAAAAUGGCAUCCUAAAGUUUAUAGGGCUGUUGACACAAGCUUUGAACUGCUUAAAAGUAUAGCGUCCAUUGACGAGAGUGUUCAUGUGACCAGCAAUGCAAAGCACGAAAUGCAGCGAAGACCGUGCAUGUGGAACGGCAUGAAGAGGCCCUGCUACCUAUUCGCACGGAAAUUUUAUCCCGAGGCGCUCGACACUCUGAUGAACAUUUUCUCGAAUUUCACCGUCAUAUGAGUAUGACGGAUGCCUCAAGGAUUCUUUCUUCACACCGAUUGUUGCCCGCCGUGGCGCUGCAGUCCAGGUGCUGUUGUGUUGUAGCUGGUGUCAGAAUACAACUGCUUGUUUAGCAGAGGUUUGCACGUUUUCAGAUGGCACCUGACCUGGCCUGCUGAUCUCUGAAGCAAAUUCUCUCAAUGGUUAGGCUAUUUUAGUAGCAGCUCUUUUAAUGGCGAUUUUUGCUGGUGUAGAACAGUGGCAACUGCAAAACUAAAUGAACCAGUUCGUCUGACAGA
Molecule: messenger RNA, 1800 nt
Organism: Triticum urartu
Lineage: Eukaryota; Viridiplantae; Streptophyta; Magnoliopsida; Poales; Poaceae
Product: glycosyltransferase BC10
Cellular component (GO): membrane
Molecular function (GO): glycosyltransferase activity
Source: RefSeq, a predicted model, not a curated record